AUUAAAAAUAAAAAUUAACUUUUAAAUAAAUUGAGAAUUGCGUAUGGAUUAGGUUUAAACCGCCGAUACUAUCGAUACUUGCAUCGAUAGUUUUUGCAGUCAGCUGUUGCUCCAACAUACACACACAUGCAAAUGUAGCUUUACAUAAAUUUCGUUACGAGCCUAACGCGAUUUCAACGGCGUAUGUCAAAAAUGUUAGUAGUGGUGCCACCGGCACCACCACCGCCGCCACUAGGGUCCCUUUUGCGAAACCCAUCUCAAACUUUUGGAAGGGACGAAGCUGUUCGUACCAUUACAAAUAACGGAUUUGUCGAGUGUUCAUGGGCGUGGGAACACCCAGAACUUCAGAGAGGUUGCUACUUUAAUCGCGUGUGCGAGAAUGAUGCACCGAAGCAGUGUCAAUAUUAUGACAUCCCAGGCCUAUUACAAGUUGGACCUACCUGUGGCCCAACCGCAUUAACCAUAUUACUGAAUGCCACUCAAAGAACGACAACGCCUUCAGAACUGUGUGCGGAGGCGAAGGCCUUAGGCUAUACUUUGAACGGUGAAAUCUUCAGUGCGCAAUAUUUAUUUGAACUCACGCGAAAACACUUGCUACUUGGGCCUGGUGAGUGCCAGUUGUAUAAGGGACGCUUGUGCUGCGACAAGGUCAAGGAAUUGUUGCGAGCUGGAGGCUGUCUGCUAGUUCCGUACGACGCCGAUGUCAAUCAUGCGCCUUGUUUGAAAACUGGCCAUAGAGCUCAUUGGGCCCUUGUCUUAGGUUAUCUGAUUGAUUCAAGAGAUAAGUUCUUUGUUAUUGCCCGCCAUGGAAAAUCGAGUAAUUUGGCCGUUUGGUCGCUGGACGUCUUGAGCGAAAGUAAUGGGAAUCUUCAAGAGUUCGCACAGCCUAAAGGUUAUCCGUGCAGCACUCUUUUUGUACAACCCCCCGGUGGAAUAGGUGGUGUUUUAGGAUUGAGGGAACGUGCAAUCCUAGUAAACGGUUUGCCUCUGCCCAUUGUGCAUGUGUGCUAAGAGCAUAUUUUCAUACGAAUUAAUGGAAGAUUGUUUAUUUUUAAAGCCAAAUUAUAAUUUUGACAAUUUCAAAAUUUAGUAAAUUUUAAAAUUGAUGCGCCAAUAA
This is a messenger RNA of Scaptodrosophila lebanonensis, 1117 nucleotides long. RefSeq names its product UPF0692 protein CG33108. The transcript has 3 exons. The coding region runs from base 184 to 1011 and encodes 275 amino acids. Lineage: Eukaryota; Metazoa; Arthropoda; Insecta; Diptera; Drosophilidae. The record is from RefSeq and is a predicted model, not a curated record.